This is a messenger RNA of Pichia membranifaciens NRRL Y-2026, 820 nucleotides long. RefSeq lists its product as hypothetical. Gene Ontology annotation, biological process: positive regulation of DNA-templated transcription, elongation; mRNA processing; regulation of transcription elongation by RNA polymerase II. NCBI's taxonomy places the organism in Eukaryota, Fungi, Ascomycota, Pichiomycetes, Pichiales, Pichiaceae. The record is from RefSeq and is a predicted model, not a curated record. The transcript has a single exon. Bases 9 to 428 code for a protein of 139 amino acids. Gene Ontology annotation, molecular function: RNA polymerase II complex binding; zinc ion binding. Gene Ontology annotation, cellular component: nucleus; DSIF complex.
CCACGGCCAUGCGCCACCCGGUGCACAGCAGCGGACAGACCAGAACACAGAUAUACACCAGCGCCGAAGACAUGUCUACGCUGAAAAGGGGAAGACAGACGCCUAAGCUCAAUAGAGCAUGCAUGUUGUGCGGUAUGGUGCAGAGCAUGAGCCAGUUCCGGAACGAGGGCUGUCCGAACUGCGAGUCGGUGUUGCACUUUCAGGACAACGAGGACGUCAUUAGAGAAUGCACGUCGCCAACUUUUGAAGGCCUCGUUGCCGUCCGUGGGUCGAGCUCCUCGUGGGUUGCGAGAUGGCUGAGAAUCGAGAACUUCGUCCCCGGCUUCUACGCCGUCAGAAUCGUCGGCAAGCUUCCGGACGACAUCAAGAACGACCUCUACGCACAGGGAAUAGAGUACAGACCCCGUGAUGGCAGUGUGCAGGACUAGUUUCCCCACUGCCCCUGCCUCUCCUCCCCUUUUUCCACUUGUAAUCUGUAUAAUAGAAAUACCACAGCCACUUUUUCCGACGGUCACGUGACUUUUGCGCCGAUCGGCCCGCCGCUCUUUUUCUGUGAAAUCUCUGGCGAUACGAGAUAAACGAUAUAAACGAUAGGUCGGAAAGGCACAUGCAACAAAGUGGAAAAAAAAUUUUCACAUGCGGCCACCCUUGAGGGGCUCCGUGCCCAUAUAAAAAAAAGCAGUCUGCACUUUUCCAGUUUUCUAGCAGACGGAGCAGAAAGUAGUGGUGGUUUGCAGGUGGGUCGGGUGUUUUGGUUUCGUUUGCAUUCUCGUUUCGGCAGAUUAACUCACACAAGGCACUCACACACAACAUGUCCGGU